Messenger RNA from Neltuma alba, 1765 nucleotides. Its product is annotated as amino acid transporter AVT1I-like. Gene Ontology annotation, molecular function: L-amino acid transmembrane transporter activity. Gene Ontology annotation, cellular component: vacuolar membrane. The transcript has 3 exons. NCBI's taxonomy places the organism in Eukaryota, Viridiplantae, Streptophyta, Magnoliopsida, Fabales, Fabaceae. The coding region runs from base 170 to 1456 and encodes 428 amino acids. The record is from RefSeq and is a predicted model, not a curated record. Gene Ontology annotation, biological process: amino acid transmembrane transport.
CAUCAAAUACGUGGUCAAUAACUCACUAUAACAUGAUAGCUAAAAGGAAAAAUGGACCGCAUCGCCGAACUCUUCUGAACCCGGCCACCUGGCUUGUAUUAAUACAGAGCAACACACUGAUCUGGCUCACACAGACACGGUACGCCUCCUUCUUGUUUGAUUUCUGUCCAUGGGCGCUCACGGCAGCGAUAGCUUCGUCACUAUACCCCUUCUCUUUGAUGAAGAGCCCCUUCCUCUGCCCAAUGCCUCCAAAGCUGAUCCGCACGGCGCUGUUCCAUCCCCCACCUCCUCCUUCUUCAAGACCUGCUUCCAUGGCAUCAACGCAAUCUCAGGAAUUGGCAUAGUGUCCAUACCCUACGCAGUGGCGUCGGGAGGAUGGUUGAGCUUAUCGCUGCUAUUUCUCAUCGCCAUAGCUUGUUACUACACCGGCAUCAUGGUCCAAAGAUGCAUGGACAUGGACCCUGACAUUAGGACCUUCCCCGACAUAGGCCAGCGCGCAUUCGGACACAAAGGAAGGCUCAUGGUCUCCAUAGCCAUGAACUCUGAGCUCUACCUGGUUGUCGCGGGCUACCUCAUUCUAGAAGGCGACAACAUCAACAAGCUGAUACCAAACCUUGAGAUUGACAUAGGAGGGUUCACGAUUGGAGGACCCACACUUUCUGCCAUUGUCGCUGCACUUAUUAUUCUGCCUACUGUGUGGCUGCAAGACUUGAGCCUGCUCUCUUAUGUGUCCGCAACUGGGGCCUUGGCUUCUACAGUCUUCCUCUUGUCUCUCUGGUGGAAUGCUGCUCUUGAUGGAACUGGGUUUCAUGGCAAAGGAACUGUGUGGAGAUGGGGUGGGAUUCCUAAUGCUGUGGGUUUAUAUGCCUUCUGCUACAGUGCUCAUCCGGUGUUGCCCACUCUUUAUACUUCCAUGAGAAACAGAAGCCACUUUUCCACUGUUUUGCUUGUAUGCUUUUCAUUAUGCACUGUUGGUUACGCAGCGGCAGCCGUAUUGGGAUACCUCAUGUUUGGACAAGACGUCCAAUCCCAGAUAACCCUAGACCUUCCCGCAGGCAAACUCAGCUCAAGAGUAGCCAUAUACACCACCCUGGUCAAUCCUAUAGCCAAAUACGCCUUAAUGCUCACCCCAACAAUAAACGCAGCAAAAGGUAUGGUCCCUUCACAUUACAACAAGAGACUGACCCAUCUGGUAGUGAGCACCUCCAUGCUCAUCAGUAAUCUCAUCGUAGCAGUCUCUAUUCCCCUCUAUGGAUACCUCAUGGCACUUGCAGGAGCAUUACUUUGCGUCUCCACUUCAAUACUGGUCCCGUCAGUUUGCUACUUGAAGAUUUCUGGAGCUUACAGGAGAUUUGGUUGUGAUAUGAUCAUCAGUUAUUCGAUAAUAGUGAUGGGGGUUGCGAUUGCUGUUGUUGGUACUUACACGUCUCUUCUGGACAUAAUAGGCCACUUGUAGAAUUAUGUCAGCGAACAGUAUUUGAUUAAUUUGCACGAUUAAGGUGAAUGUGUGUAUUAAGAAAGACAAAGGCGUAUGACUUAAUCAAAGACCUGGCGCGGUUUUGCGUCAUAGGAAGUUAAAUAUACCUAUAAGCUAUGCUUUGUCGACGUAGACGUUAUGUUUUGUGUUCAUGUGAAUAUUUAUAUAGACGUGCCUUUUCGUAGACCAGUUAUUAGAGUAUCUUCUCUCAGUACAUAGAGAUUAAUAUAUAUUUGUGUAUAAUUAAAGUCAGUUAAUGUAGCUGUAUGAAUUAUAUAUGUAAUUAAG